AUGCCCCACAUUGUGUUAGUGUCUGUUUCACUGGGACUUCUGGGCAGGCCCUGGUUUCCAGGAGCCUCGGACACCAGUGAGGUUCGGGAGACUUCGUUCUGUGCCGGGCCGGUACCGGUGCUGCCAGGAGCUGCAGCUGAUGAAGAUUUUUCACCUCCAAAGUCAGAACUCCCCGAGUUGCUCCCGAUAGUCGCUGAAGUUGAGCUUCCUAUCCCAACCCGACCCAGGUACCGGGCGCCCCGGGCCAUCCCUGGGCCAUUCCCCGGCCCGCCCGCACCCCGCUCAUUUCCGGGUCGGUUCCGCCUCCAGCGCUCCCGGCUGCUCCGCUGGGCCGGCCCGGGCACUGCCGGUACCGGUGUCUCGUCUUCCCGUGGUCGGAUCGGCUCUUCUGUUUGCCCCUGCCCUGGGGGAAAAAGCUUUGAGAGGAUGGAGAAGCAGAGGGGAGCACUCGUGGGAUGCAUCCACUGGGAAGGAGGAGAGGAAGGGGAGGAGGAGGAGGAGGAGGAGGUGGCUCCUGGUGCUUCUCCCUCCUGCCAAGGGAGCCAAGUGGAAGCUGUGCAGGUGGAGAUGCUUGAGAAGGCAAGGGAGCUCUUCCAGCUGUGUGACAAGGAUGAGAAAGGUUUUAUCACCAAGGUGGACAUGCAGAGGCUCCAGACUGAGCUCCCCUUAACCCUUGAGCAGCUGGAAGCAGUUUUUGACAGUCUGGAACAGGACAAUAAUGGAUACCUGACACCUGUGGAGUUCAGCAUGGGGCUAGGAAAGUUAAUAGGGAUUGAACUGUGUCCAGAGGCCGGGAGAAUGGAUGGCUCCAGCCAUGAGGAGACCUUUGAGUCAGGCUGGGCAGAUGACCUGGACCCAGCAGAUGAUGAAGAGAAACGAUUCUGUGCCAUGCUGGAGCAGCUUGGAACAGCCCACAUGUUUGAAGAUCCACGUGAGAUCAGGGAGCUCUGGGCUCGGCUGCGGAAGGAGCGUCCGGAGCUCUUACCCAAUUUUGAGGAGUUUCUGUUGCGUGUUUCCUCGUACAUCAGGGAGAUGAAUCAUGAGAAGGAGUCCAUGGAGCAGGCAUUGAAGAGGAAGGAGACAGACCACGACCGAGAAGUCAGGUGUCUGUACGAGGAGAUGGAGCAGCAGCUCAAAGCAGAAAGGGAGAGGCUCAUCUGCCAGGAGGCAGUGAGACACGACAGGAGCAACCUGCUCCAGAGGGAGCUGCGCAGCAAAGAGCAGGAGCUGGAGAAAAUUCUUUACCACCAGAAGAAGCUGGAGCACCAGCUCCAGGCUCAGCACUCGGAGCAGCUGGAGACUCGGAUGCAGAACGAGAGGCUCAGGCUCCUGAAUGAGAACCUGCUGGAAGAGCUGGAGAAAAGCAAAUGGGAGCUGGAAGCACUGAAGGGGCAAUUACAAAAGCUCCAGAAAGAGGCCCAGCUUGAACAAGAGCAGAAGGAGAGGGAUGUGUUUAGAGUCUCCAAGAACAUGCAGAAGGAGAAACAAAGCCUCCUCCGGCAGCUGGAGCUGCUCAGAGAGAUGAACAAGAAGCUCCGGGAUGAGCGAGAUGCUUUUGAAGCCAAGAAGCUGGCACCUCAGAGCAAAAAGCCCCUGCUGAAGAAAGGGUCAGUGGUAGGCAGCUCCCUGCUGGAGGACAAGGCAGUGACACGACAACUAGCCCCAGCAGAGCUCCCCUUCACCUUCCUGGGGGAUGUGUCCGUGGAAGAACCCAACAGAAAGAGCUGUAAAUCCUUCCCAGGCCACGGGAUGUGGCUGAAGAUGGGAGAAGGAGGCAGCCCAGCCUUUGGAGAGAAGAGCACAGCCAAGGAGAGCUGGUCCUGGGCAGCAGAUGCUGAGUGGCUGAAGGUGACUUUGAAGGGUGAUGCUGACUGUACAAAAAGUGCAAAUGGAUUAGAGGAUGCUUUGUUGCUUCCUAGAGGACAGCCUGUUGGCACUAAAGCCAGGCUCCAGGCACUGGAACCAGCCAGCUCUUCCCCAGACCACCUCUUCAAAGUGGUGUUUGUAGGGAACUCUGGUGUUGGGAAGAGUUCCUUCAUCCACCGCUUCUGCUAUGGCAGGUUCUUGGCUGGGCUCAAUGCAACCAUAGGUAUGGAUUACCAGGUGAAGAGUCUGGUGGUGGAUAACAGCCAGGUUGCCUUGCAGCUCUGGGACACAGCUGGACAAGAAAGGUUCCGGAGCGUGAGCAAGCAGUACCUGCGGCAGGCGGAUGGGAUUCUGGUGAUGUAUGAUGUUACAGCUGAGGGCUCCUUCCUGGCAGUGAGGAGCUGGAUCAGCAGUGUCCAGGAAGGUGUUGAGGAUGGAUCUGUGGUCUUUCUGCUUGGAAAUAAAACGGAUGUUGCACAGAGAGAGACCCAGAAUGUGCCCAAAGUGGAGGGGGAAAGGCUGGCAAAGGAACACAGAGCUGUCUUCUACGAGUGCAGCGCGCUGAGCGGCUACAACAUCAUGGAGCCCAUGGUGCACAUGGUGAGGUUGCUGACAGCACGAGAAGCCAGGCAGAGGGAGAACACCCUGCAGCUGGAAGCUGUGAGCAGGAGGAAAGGGUGCUGCACGUAA
Messenger RNA from Calypte anna (Anna's hummingbird), 2556 nucleotides. It is a transcript of the gene CRACR2B, whose product is annotated as calcium release activated channel regulator 2B. Gene Ontology annotation, molecular function: GTP binding; GTPase activity; calcium ion binding. The record is from RefSeq and is a predicted model, not a curated record. Lineage: Eukaryota; Metazoa; Chordata; Aves; Apodiformes; Trochilidae. The transcript is spliced from 20 exons. The coding region runs from base 1 to 2556 and encodes 851 amino acids.